AUGCUAAGGCCCGUACCGUUUCUGCUAAACUCAGGCUCUCUAGUGAGCCGUCGAUCGCUGUUGAAGUCGCCACAAUGGUCACUUCUACGUCGGGUUUCGAACGACUCUUACAAGCCCAGAGCGAUACGUCCGAAUAUUUCCUCGAUCUGUACGAUUCCGAAUUUGCUUACAAUGAGCCGAAUCGCUGCAGCGCCUUUAAUUGGCCAUUGCAUAAUAUCCAACAACCUCGUUUCCGCGCUGGGACUUUUUACGUAUUCGUGCCUAACGGACUUUCUGGAUGGAUAUUUGGCAAGAAGAUAUAACAUGAAAUCUGUCGCUGGAACCGUUCUGGAUCCUAUGGCAGACAAAAUAUUGAUGCUCGUCACCACAGCGUCAUUAGCAUUUCCUCCGGGACCACAGAUUAUACCAGCCCCGCUGGCAGGUCUUAUAAUUGGUCGCGACGUCACACUUGGUCUGAGCGCCAUUUAUUUCCGAAUAGCAUCUUUAAAACACGCAUACGGGAAAGUUACCUGGAAUUCGUUUUGGGACGUUUUCAAGUUUCCCAGCGCUGAAGUGAGACCUACUCAAAUUUCUAAAUGGAACACUUUCUUGCAGAUGAUUUACCUGGGCUGGGCUGUCACAAUGAUGAUAUACCAAAAGACCUCUGAAGAAGAGACGGAAGCUGAAAAAAAUACAAGCAUUUUGUGGCGGGCUUUUGAGUAUAUGGGUUAUUUGGUAGGCACCACAACCAUCCUAAGUGGCACGUCGUAUAUUUUCAACAAGAACGCCGUAAAGUAUCUCCAAAAAGUGAAGUAA
This is a messenger RNA of Lachancea meyersii CBS 8951, 795 nucleotides long. Lineage: Eukaryota; Fungi; Ascomycota; Saccharomycetes; Saccharomycetales; Saccharomycetaceae. The record is from the annotation of a GenBank genome assembly.